Molecule: messenger RNA, 681 nt
Organism: Anopheles marshallii
Lineage: Eukaryota; Metazoa; Arthropoda; Insecta; Diptera; Culicidae
Exons: 2
Coding region: 1-681 (226 amino acids)
Source: RefSeq, a predicted model, not a curated record
AUGAGUCUUAAAACACGUAGUAUCGUGUUUGUGACGUUCUUCACCAGCUGCUUGAUCGUUGGAUUGCUUGUGGCCAGCCUCACGACCAACAACUGGAUUCAAGGUAACGCGAAACGGCGAAAUUUCACGGAAUCAAGCGGUCAAAUAAAUUUCGGAUUAUUCUCCGGGCAUCGGCGUUUGAACGUUGGAUUCGGUUUGCGAGACUACAAAAUCGAUGUGCCGGCAAUGAUACGUAAUGAACCGGACGUGAUGAGCUAUUGGCUGUGGCUAGGCGCUGCACUUGGCACUGGAUUCGGUAUUCUUGGUGGAGUGAUUACUGCCAUUGCCUCUGUUCUAAAAUCGGCAUCGGCUUCAAAGAAAACCGGUACCAUGGUAGUGUUGAUAGUGAGCAACCUUUUUACCGGAUUUUCCCAGACCAUAGCAUUUGUAUGCUGGCUGUUACAAUUUUACAACUAUCUGACGCACAACGUGCUGCUUGCCGAGGAUCGUAACAAUAACUGGUACAGCACGGGGCUGACCAUGCUUGGAUCAAGCUUCUUCUUCGUUCCGGCUGGUAUCGCGCUGGUUAUACUGAAUUUGGUGUUGCUUAUUGCCGUGACACGACUCGAACAUCGCGAGAGGAAAAAAUUCUUGAAUCCUCCUACCGAUGACAAAACACAAGGUGCGAUUAUGCUAUACUGA